AACUUGAGGUAAUACUAUGGUAAUACCUCUAGCAGGACAGGUAGGGGGUUGAGACUGAUCUGAACUGGGUCAGGGGUCAAACUGCCUACGUCACAAGCUCCUAAGAUGGCGUUUUGAUGACGACGGGAGAAGUAAGGACCCCUGCCCUUGUUUAAAAGUGACACCAAUGCAAAACAUCAAGGGUAGGCGAUGGAGCUCCCCAACUACGCCAGUCAACUGCUUCUCCAGCUCAAUCAACAACGCUCCAAGGGCUUCUUGUGCGAUGUCAUCAUCAUGGUUGAGAAUACGCUCUUCCGAGCCCACAAAAGUGUCCUCGCUGCCACCAGCCACUACUUUAAGUCUCUUGUCCUUCAUGAUAACCUCAUCCACCUCGACCCUGAUAUGGUGGAUCCAGCUGUUUUCCAGCAAAUUCUGGAUUUCAUUUACACCGGCAGAUUGUCAGAUGAGACUUUUGAGGGUCUGGACUUGAGCUCUCUGCUCACCACAGCUAACUUUCUUCAGCUCAAUGACCUCGCAAACCUGUGCUCCAGUAAGAUGAACCAAAAUGGAUCCCUCAAUAGUGUAGCUGGUGGGAGCUCCAAAUCUUCAUUUCGCCUGUACGAAGACCACUCAUCAGACACUGAAACAUACACGUGUAUGACUCCUCCCAAAAAAAGGCAUAAUGCUGAAAGUAAAUGUAUUGCAAGGAAAAAGCAGGAAUUGGGGUUGGAUUUGUCUAAGAAAAAUUUUCAUUCUGAGACAACAGUCAAUGAUGAGUUUUUUCUUUCUAGAAACAUCUCCAACAAUAUGCAGCUGGGAAUAAAUGGGAAGUGUGUUCCAAAGAAAGAGAAGUGGAUAAUUCCUUUGGAUGGAGCUCAGGAAAGAAAAAGGGAGGGAUCCCGAAGAAAAUCCAAGGUCAAUGGUUACAUUCCUCUUAGCAGGGUUGGAAGUCAACUAAGCCAGAAUCAGACUUUCACUUUACAGUUGUCUGUAAAGAAAGAGAAAGGAAUUGGAGGGAAAAAAGAUGAAACUGACGGCCAAAAACCAAACAAUGGCAGCACCAAUUUUGUAUACCAAAAGGAGACCUUUCUCAAAGAAGCUGAAGGGGACAACCCUUACGUUUGUAUACCAUGUGAAAAGGGUUUUCCCUCCUCUGAGAGUCUCAAGUCCCAUGUGGAAAGUCAUUUGGAUGAAGACCUUGAUGUGAAGGUUGAGGAUGAGGAGGAAGAGGAACGCGAUGGAGACGCUGGAGUCACCAGAGUCUCGCAUGAAGCUGCCGAAAGCCUGGAGCAAAGUCCGCUAAAGUCGCUCAAAGAUGUUGACACGUUGCGUCCAUUCCCUUGCAACAUUUGCGGCAAGAUGUUCACACAGCGCGGUACUAUGACCCGCCACAUGCGCAGCCACCUCGGCCUAAAGCCAUUUGCAUGUGAGGAGUGUGGUAUGCGCUUCACCAGGCAGUACCGUCUCACUGAACACAUGCGUGUCCAUUCAGGGGAGAAACCGUAUGAGUGCCAGGUCUGUGGUGGGAAAUUUACGCAACAAAGAAACCUCAUUAGUCACAUGCGGAUGCAUACCUCAGCAUCUUAGAACAGGUCAAAGAGCCCUAAACUUGGAUAAUGCAGAUACCAACAGUUCUCCAGAGUGCUUUGGUUUAGGUUCUUUUAACUAGGGUUCAGUUUUCCAACAAGUUCUCCAGAACACUACAAAGUUCCAGCUAGAUCUUCUUUACAGAGGUUUUUUUAUUAGCUAAUUUCAUCCAAAAAAGUUCUAGAAUUCUAAAAAGAGUCCUCUAGCUCAAAAAGGAAACCACUGUAGUCUAAUCUAGGGUAAUGUUUUGGCCACAAAUCUUAGAACUUAAAUUUUUUUCUGCAGUUUACUUUUUGAUCUAAUUUAGGGUUUAGUUUCAGCCAUAAAUUCUUACACUGUCAGUCCAAAUCCUAUUAUUUGUGUAUCCAAAUUGGAAUCCAAAUUAGUGACUGUCCAUACUGUGCAUCACAACUGUUUGGAUCUGAUUUGUGUGUCCCGUGGCUCUUUCGUUUACUGGAAUAUCUGCAUUGGUUUCUAUGACAAUGACAUUGAGUUAGUAGGCAUACGCCAAAAACAACAGCAACAUGGAGCAGUUUGCAAUACAGAUGUUGUCUUAUGUACAGCAUGACAAUUUGUAGCCGGUGCGCAGGACUACUGCAUCUUAUGAGGCAGCGGCAGAUAUGUAGGAGGCUGAUAUGAGCGGCUUUGUUCCGUGUUGUCGUCUCCACCGGUCUCAAAACAUGUCUCCAUUAUAUUGUCACUUUCUGCUCGUCCAGCACUUUGCAACAACACAACUUUGUUUCUGCAGCGACUUUCAGUAUGUUUCUUAUAACAAUGUGUUUACAAAUAGGCUCGGAUUCUAAUCGGAUAUCCACAAAAAUCGGAUUUAGACUGACAUUCUGAACAAGGCUUAGGAGUAGCCAACUUGGAGGGCUGCCUUCCUGCAGACUUGGGUUUCAACCCUGCUCCAAUCAACUGAUUAUCUGGAUCAGGUGCAUUUAAUUAGGGUUGAUUAGCCCUGAAGGAGCAGGGUUCCUCAAAUCUGGCCCUGGAGGGCUGCUGCCCUGCAGAGUUAAGCUCAAACCCUGGUCAACCUCACCUACUUGUAAUUGAAGACCUUAAUUGGAUUGUUCACGUGUCCUUGUUUAGGGAUUGAGCUAAACUGGGCAGUGGUCUUCCAGAGCCGGAUUUGAGGAACCCUGAUCUAGAGUAGGGGAGCAAAACUCUGUUCCUGCAGAGUUUAGCUUCAACUCUAAUUAAAUGCACCUGAUCAAGCUAAUCAAGUCAUUCAGCAUUAUUUGGUAUGUGUGUUUGAGCAGGGUUGGGACUAAACAAGGGGUGUCCAAACUCAGUCCUGGAGGGCCACUGUCCUGCAGAGUUUAGCUCCAACUUGCCUCAACUCACCUGCUUGGAAGUUUCUAGUAUGGGUUGGAGCUAAACUCUGCAGGACAGUGGCCCUCCAUGAGCAGGAUUGGACACCCCUGGACUAAACACUGCAGGACUGCGGCCCUCCAGGAGCUGAGUUUGGCACCCCUGAUGUAGAGGGUUCUUUGUAGAAUUCUAAGAAUUUGUGGCCAAAAUGGAACUCCAGAUUAUCUCAAAAGGAAACCUCUGUACACUAUUCAAGGGUUCAGGUUUGGCCACAAAUCCUCUAGAACUCUAUAUGAAGAUGGAUUUAGUUUACCUUUUGAGCUAAUCUAGUAUUCAGUUUGGAUCACAAGUCCUUUAGGAUUCUACAAAAGAAUCCUCUUACUCUACACUCAUUUCCUUUUUGAGCAAAUCUAGGGUUCAUUUUCACCCACAAAUUCUACAAAGAUUCUUCUAUGCUGCAAAUGAAACUUCUGUAGAGAAGAUCUAGAGCAUUAUUUUUAGCAUUCUUUUUCUACUCUCAAAAAGAAGACCGCUGUUGUCUAAACUAGGGUUCAGUAAGGUUUCUCUACAGUUGACUUUUUUUAUAUAGUUAAUCUAGAGUUCAGUUUUUCCUGCAAAUCCUCUAGAAUGCUACAAAGAAUUAUUUUGAUCUUCGUAGAAGUAUGGCGAUGCCAUUUCCUGAUAAGUAUAAAAAUGCCAACUUCAGCCAAUACCUGCUGUUAUACCUCUUUCUAUAAACCUUCUUAUUCUUCUUGUGCAUGAGUUAUUGUUAUUGUUAGUGUGUAGCUAAACAAAUAUCAAGUUUAUCCACUUAGUGAUGUAGUUUGUUCUAUUAAAACGAAAAUUACCUCAAAUAGCUAGUAAUUCUCUCAGAACUGAAACAACCGAAUGUUCCUGGUGAUGCCAGGUAUUUUACAGCAGUGACUUGCGAUACCUCUCGAAUGUAAUUUAGGAAUUGUGAUAUAGUUUAGGCUUCAGAAACGCACCGCUAUAAAAAAAGCUAUCUGGUUGUUUACUUGAAUACACAAACUUGCUACCUCAGAUUAAACCAAACCCUCUGAUUAGCCUGUAUGAGAUUUAAGACUACAUUGGACAAGAUAAACUACGUGUUGUCUUCCAUAAUUAAGUCACUCUGUCUAGAUUAAUUAAUGAGCUUAAACUGACAUCUGAUCCAGAACAGAGGAAAACACACUGCCUGUUUUAAUGUACACUUUUCAGGGGGUCGGGUAAUACUUCACUGUAGGGUUGCGAUCUGAGCUGGUGAAGUCAUAUUGCUUGAGCAAUUAGGGUGUUUUGAUGUACAGUUCCAAAGAAAUAUUGAAUGUUGAAAUGCUGAAGAAAUACUGUAAAACUAUAUAACCAAAUCUAUAUUCUUGCUAAAUAUUUAAGUCUAAUUUAUGCUUCUUUCAAUUCAGGUUUAUAUUAUAAUCAUUUUUCUUUUUUUUUCAGGGGUUUUCCUUUGGGUUUUUUGUUUUAUUAUUAUUUCCCAAUGCUUCAACCAAUGGCUUAAUUUAUGCAGCAUGUUGUCCAUAUUUUCUUGUGGCAUGUGCAUUGUUCUUAUGAAUUUAAAAAUGUUAGGUUUAGCAGAUUGCAUUCACGCAUUUAGUGUUGAAAUGAGACCAAAAGCUUAAAGUCAAAACCUACUGUAAAUAUCUUUGGGUAUCUUAAUGUAAAUGACAUUUUAUUGUUAUCAGUUGAUAUAUUACUGAAACUUUUACUUGUUCAGAUAUGAAAUGAUUUUCUUACUGUGUUUGAAUAUCUCUAAACCAUGUUUAUUUUAAACUACCUCUGGUUGGGUAUUUUGAACAUUGUACCACAGGUUUUCAUCAUGCUGGAGGGCUUUUUAAACAAUACCUAAUUUUGAGUUUGUUUUGUAGCUGGUCGUCUGUUCUGGUAAUAUCAAAAAGGGUACUUUAAAUAAUAGAUCAAUUUGUCGAAUUAUUAUUUAAUUUGCUGAAUUGCCAUUACAGGCACUCUUUGUUCAGUUUGUGCUUGCUUUUUUUCCCUUUCUUUUUGCUUUAUAUUGAGAUGAUUAUUUGACAUUGUCUGUAAAUCAAUACAAUUCUAGAAUAUUCAGGAACUUUUUAUUACAUAAUGGGACUUGAAACUGAACUUCAAAACUGUGACAAUACUUUCAUUUGCAUCCUCUGCAAACCUCAGGGAACAUUUUAGGGACACAUCCCAAUGAACUUUUUGAACCAUAAAGCGCCAUUAAUCAAUGUUUUUGCAGCUUUUUUUUUUGUUUGUUUGUUUGUUUUUUUUAUUCUCUACAACUAACACAAUGCGCCUUCAGAAGGUUAGGCAGCUCUUUCCAUAAGCAGUACAGGUUUGUGUGUGUACAUGUAUGGUUUUGAUGUGGUUUUCAAAUGCUUUUGAAAUGUCAAGUACUUUGUUCAGAAAUAAUGAUACUAAAGUAUUUGCAACCUGUUUAUGAAAACCAAAGCACAUUUUCACUCUUUGAAGAAUUUAAGGUCCUGUUGUGAGUAACAUUGUUCUCAGUUAUGACAUGAAAUAAAAUUAAAUGCUGAUCAAAUAACUGCA
Ctenopharyngodon idella (grass carp) is the source of this 5418-nucleotide messenger RNA. It is a transcript of the gene hic1l, whose product is annotated as hypermethylated in cancer 1 like. The transcript is spliced from 2 exons. The record is from RefSeq and is a predicted model, not a curated record. Gene Ontology annotation, biological process: regulation of transcription by RNA polymerase II. Gene Ontology annotation, molecular function: RNA polymerase II cis-regulatory region sequence-specific DNA binding; DNA-binding transcription factor activity, RNA polymerase II-specific; protein binding. Gene Ontology annotation, cellular component: nucleus. The coding region runs from base 190 to 1566 and encodes 458 amino acids. Lineage: Eukaryota; Metazoa; Chordata; Actinopteri; Cypriniformes; Xenocyprididae.